Molecule: messenger RNA, 399 nt
Organism: Tupaia belangeri chinensis (Chinese tree shrew)
Lineage: Eukaryota; Metazoa; Chordata; Mammalia; Scandentia; Tupaiidae
Product: protein POLR1D-like
Exons: 2
Coding region: 1-399 (132 amino acids)
Source: RefSeq, a predicted model, not a curated record
AUGGGAAUAUGGGCUCAAUGGGAAACCAUCUCCGCUAUAGAAGAGGACCAGGAGCUAGAGAGGAAGGCAAUAGAGGAACUGCUUAAGGAGGUGAAACGUGGGAAAACUAGAGCAGAAACCAUGGGACCUAUGGGCUGGGUGAAGUGUCCUCUUGCUGAGAUGAAUAAAAGAUUUCUGAUUAACACAAUUAAGAACACAUUGCCCUCCCGUAAGGAUCAAGACCAAGAACAAAAAGAGGGCAGUAAGGAGCCUGCGAAAAGUCAGGACCAGAAAGAAGAAAGCCUUACGAAGCACAGAAGCCAUCCUUACAAGCACAGCAGCUGCUCUCGCGGCUCCUCUCCACCCAGGAAGCGGAGCACCCAGGACAAGUACGAACAGCGUCCCAGCCGGCAGCGGUGA